AUGUCAUCUAGUAAAGAAACAGUUGUUGACUUUUGGAUUACAAAUGAUAUUCAAAAACGAUUUCUGAAGGAUGCACAAGUUAGUGCCUGUUUAGAAGAGUUUCUCUCAAAGUCACUGUCAAUUAAAAUCAAGAUCGAUUGUCACAGUUCAACAAAGGACAGUUGGUGGCGUACCAGAGGAUCAACGAUGGUUAGAGUUCAAUUAAUUGAUGGAAGUCAGUAUAGACCUGAUAUGCGAAAAGCUUUUCAUGAUUUACUCAAACAAUUUCUUACGAAAAUACAACUUAAAGUAUAUAAUCGUGAUGAUAAAGUUGUGCAAUUGCUGAGGUUGCAGACAAUGGUCGGAACACGGAUGAAUCUUCUUCAAACACUUAUAAAUCGAAGAAUUAACGAUAUAAUCUCUGUUUUGGUACUUAAAAAUUAUGGUUUAUACGUGUAUUAUUUACCAAAGAAGCCAUUUGGUACUAUUGACGCGAAAAACCUAACGUAUUUCAUUGAAAAUGAAGUUUCGCUAGACGUAAUACAAUUACCACCGUCAUACGAACGAUCUUUGCAUGUUGAAAGAGAGCUAAGAGAAAUAAUAUCAAGAGAAAAGGAAAAUAAUGAAAUCUUUAUUCUAUUUAAUGGUGUUUUGCCAAAUGUCAAACGACAAGAAAUUAUUCUUUACGGUUAUCGCAAAAAAGUAAUUAAAAUAAAAAAAGAAAUCUUGAAUGUUUUUGAAAAGAAUACUUUAAUUGCCUAUAAACUCAAUUUUAAAAGUCAACAACAAAUUGAAGCAUUUACUGAAUGUCAUUCAAAUCCAUUGAAAAGUAUCGAAAGACUAUAUAAUGAUUAUGGUGUUAAGUUACAAUUGGAAUCAAAUGAGUUUUUAGCACCUGAGCAUAUAAAAAAUGAUAUCGAAUCGUACAUUGAAGAAAUUUUAUCAGAAGUAUCCACAAAUAAAACAUUCGAAACUAUCGAAUUAUGUAAAGAUAUCGCUAUAAAAGAAGAACAGCACUUGAGAAUUAUUGCAGAACGUUAUAAAUGUUAUAUUAAAACUGAAUUGAAGCAUAAUUGUCAAUCAUAUCCUGUGCCAAAGGCAUUAAUUUCCAACACGCAAGUAUCACAAUCAAUAUUUGAACAAUCAAAACAAUUUUAUUCUUCAACCGAUGUAUUAAAAAAAAUGAUUGUAGCCAAUGGAUCAAUUGAACUUCGUAUAGGAGAUAUUGCUUUACAAGAAACUGAUGUGAUUGUAAUUUCCACAACAUUCAAUGGUUUGAAAGAAGGUGUCAUUGAAAGAUUAGGUGAAAUACAGAACGAAGUAACUUAUAUAGACGUCGAUGGUACUAUGUACACUGAAACAAAUGGAGGUAAAUUAAAUUGUAAACGAAUUUUAUUUUCUAAUUGGUUACCUAUAUCAUUAAUCAAUAAUGAUCAAAUUUUACGAUCAUCAAUACGAAAAUUUGUUACAAAAUCUAUGGAAUAUAUAACAAAAGAAAAAGCUACAAAAUCAAUUGCAUUUGCCAUACCGGAUACAUCUACAGAUGAAACUAUUUUAGCCGAGAUAAUGGUGGCUGAAAUUAAAAGACAUUUAGAAACAAAUAAAUUACCGUUAAAAAUUGUAUUCGUCUGUUUACCUGAACAAGAAAAUUUAUAUCAGCAAUUCUCGAAUUUAAUUCCAACAAUGAAAGAUAAUUUUAUGUAUUUGGAUUAUCCAACUACAGGUAAGAUCUUAAGAGUAGUGCCCUGCACAAAUACUACUUUUGGUAUCCGGACCGGAUCCGGCCACAUUCGCACCCGGGACCAAACCUGACUCGACUAGAUCUAGCUGUUAAAUAAUGAGCGUUUGAGUCGAAUUGUCAAAAUUAAAUGUAUUCUUCCCAUGUUACCGAAAUCGGAUUAUAACCGACGGUUAACCACGGUUCUUUUUCUUGAUUUUUCGUUUUCAUGUCUCACUAGAUGAAUAUUUUUUAAUUCUUACAAAAUUGUUAGAUUUGAGACUAAUUCGCGCUUCUUUAUAUUUGUAAACGCACUGAAACCACUGGUACUAGCCACAUCAGCUAAUUUUGCUUAGUUUUCGAGAUUGAAUGUUUCAUUAAAGAUGCCGCUAGAAAAAUAACUAUAAGUUAGAAGAUUAACCAAUAGAAAAAUUUGUAGUGCUAUCUAAAAUAGCACACUAAAACAGAUUAAAAUCGAUUUUUUUGAGUAAGAAAUGAUGUUUUCAGAAAGAUCAAUAUCAGUUUUAUAGGUGUGGAUCUUCUCUUCAUCUACACCCACACCCACCCACACCCUGUGGGAGUUUUCCAAUGGGAACUUCAUUCACGUUAAUACCUUCAUUUUUAUUUAUUCAUUUUAGUCAUUAAAGUAAUACUAUUUGGAUGCGAUGAAGAACACGUAACUAGAUGUGAAGAAAAAAUAAACGAAUAUCUUUCACGAUGUGUUGCUAAAGAAAAAAUUGCAGACUCUAAUGACAUAUUUGAAUCUUGGGAUCAACAUACAAUAAAUUGUUUUUUUAAAUACUGUAAAGAUAGAUAUGUAUUACCAAAACUCACGAAAAAGAAAAAUCUAAUCGAAUUGAUUGGUCCAUCUUAUGGUAUCUCAGAUGUCAAAAAGAAGCUUCAUAUCCUGUCUAAAUUAAUGAAACAAGCAGUGAAUGAUAUGUCAGUUAUAAGAUGGCCGAGUUCAUCUGUCAGUACUUCGGUACAAUCUGAAAAUAGAAUGUAUACUAAAAUGACUAUCUUAUAUAAUAUUGUGAUUAGUUAUAGUCAAAAUGAUAUAAGAAAAUGUCGACGUUUAAUCAAUCGAUUAACUGAAGAGGGUUUCUCAAUCGGAACAAAUUCGAAUCUAGCUGAAGAGGAACACGAUUUAUGCUCUCAAAUGGAUAAAUCCGAUUGUAUUAUAUUGUGUAUUAGCGAAAAUUAUUACGAAAAUUUAUCAUGCAUAAAAGAAGCUAAAUAUGCUUUUCGGGCACAUAAAAGAGUUUUUCUUGUAAAUAUUCAAUAUAAUUCACCAAUCAAUUUGGAUAAAAGUCUAUUUGAAGGACCAUACUUUUUCCAUUUAUUUGGUUCAGAUAAUUAUUUCGAAUUAGAAUACGAACGACUAUUACUUGAAUUGGUAAAAUGAAUAAAAAUAGAUUUCAUUUUCAUUAUGAAUCCAUAGUUUAUUCUACUUAGUUACGAUACACAAAGCCUGGUUUUACAACUAUACUACAACAUAGAUCGAGUCGUACACAAAACGGCAUUGAUGAUUCACCGAAAAAAUCAUCAGUAGAACAGCGAUCAUUAAUUAAAAAUAUAACUGGUCGAAAAUCUUCGAAAGCAAAGCAUCAGACAAUGACGAAUAUCAUUUCUGACAUUCACAAGGAAGAAAGAAAACCAAAUAAUCAAGUGAUAACUAGUUGUUCUAAACGUAAGUUUCUUAACAGAAUACGAACAGAUCAUAAUAAUUAGAUUCUUCUGCUGUGAGUCAUGUCUUUCGAUUUUACUCAAUGAUUGAGACAAACAAUACACUUUUUAUCUCUUGUCGUGUGCCCAUCGGCAUUUCGAAGAGAUGUUCAUUGCGACUGAAAAUCUACGUAUCUCUGACAUGGACAUCUCUGGUGUCUGAUUCGGAUCAAGUUGGACUAAAUAUAUGCAUACAUUCGAGGCAAAACUCAUUUUAAUCUAUUUAAUCUAAAAGCUCCGCAAAAGUGCGUAUAACUUUAGAUGAAUGUAAGAAAUAGUUACAACAUUACAUGUAUUGUUAUCGACUGCUACGGUAUAUUUCAGUUCAAAAUAGGUUAGUAUUGGACUUCUUUAAAAUGGCUGACCAAAUGGUCCUUGGGCAGUGAUUAAACAGCUCUCUUCAGGAGGUAUUCUGGUCUUUGAGUUUUCAACAAAGGAGCUGAAAUAAAAUAGAGUUGGAUGACUGAAAAGAAAAAGAUAGAUCAUUGAAGUACGUUAAACAAAGCAAGAAACAUCUAGUUAUACGAAAACCAUUCGAACUCAAAACAUACUUGGUACAUCUCUACUAACGAGUAUCUCCUUCGAUAAAUCAUUCUCAUGAUUCUUUGAACGGCAUAGGCUUAAAUAACAUUAUAAUGUAGAUUAAAUCUUAUUUUAUCAUAGUGCUCGUGUUUUUCCUGCAAGAGUUGCAGAUUUCAUGAGAUUGUAGUCAACAUAUACUUUUCGCACGUUCACUAUGCAUAAAAUACGCACGACAAUGUAUGCUUUUGAGUGUUCAGCCUACAUUCACUAACAUUUUCAAUUAUGAGAACUUCAAAAACAUACAACCCUAGAUUUUUGAUUUUUCUCUUUUGGAGUUAUGAUUAAUGAAACAAACUGUCGAUCAUGCUUCUUUUCCUAGAACUGUGACAAAAGGAUAUUAACCCUUUCUUGCUCUAUGGUAUUUAUAAAUAUCAUUUUAUAAAACAUCGAUUCUUUUAAACUAUGAGAAAUUUAGCAAAAUAUUUUAUAUCAAUCUAAAGUGUAUAUACUGUAUACUUUAAAUCAACAAUUCGAAACUAUUCUUUACCAUGAAAAUAAGUUUUUUGACAUUCUCCGAAUACAUAAUGUUAUGACACGUACUGCGAUGUUGUCAUUUUCAGACAUUUUUCAAAUAAAAAGAAUAACGAACGUACUAUGUAUCUAACAUUUUGACCCUGGAUGGAUUUAAUUUAAACUUCUCUUGUGUAUAGUAGAGGUCAUAAGAUUGCUGUUAUUGAUCGAAUCGUUUUUCCGAACCGUCAGGUUUAGCCAAAGGCAAGAAAUGGUUAACACGUGUAUCAUGCUUGUAAAAUGAGAAACAGAAUUAACUUAUAACUGUGAUAGACUGUGAAGAGUGUAGGUAUGAGGUGAGGUACGGUUUGCAUGUCGAUAUUAGUGAGACUCACUGUGUUUACUCAUGCCCACAUCCAUACUCACAACUCCACCCUGGUGAAAAAAGGUAUAAAGUUGGUUGAGCUUCUGACCUUUGAGAUCUAUAUUAUAGAUACUUGCCAAAAAUCUUAAUCGAUUUCUUCUCUAUUUAACUAUUUAUAUUGUGUGUCAUUGAAGCUAUAAUUCCUAAUUUUUUAAGGUAACCUUAAUACAUUCGAAGAAUAUUGGUUGGUAACUUUAAACAAAUACCUCAAGAAAAAUUUAUCAUCAAUUGUAUUUAAACGAAAAGCUUCCUAUGAUAAUAAACUUCCAAUGCAAAUACCUUCAAGUACUUACAAAGACUUCGGCUUAUAUGUUCAGUCGGCUUCUGAAAAUAAUUUCACAAAUUCUUCAUCUACCCUCGCUGUAAUCAAUCAGCAUAUUUUUGCAUAUUCAAGAAGGGAACAAAGAGAAAUUCAAUUAUCUGUUAAUAGAAUUUCGAUAGAUACUGAUCGAACAUAUGGACGUUGUACAGGAAAAGUUCAGUUUUUCGGUGGUGUAUCUCAAGUUUUUUCUAGCGAAUUCUCGUCCACUGAUUUCAUACCACGUCGGAAAAACCAAUACUAUUCUUUGAGAAUAACAUCAAUAUAUGGAAGUGACAUGCCAAUGAAGGAAUUCAGUGAAUUAAGGCGUCACAAAGAAAAGAGGAAUACUCCGGAAAAAUUGGCUAAAUAUUUUAUUCAAAAAUAUAAUUAUACUAAUGAACAAUUGAAUGUUUAUUUAAAAUUUGUACAAAGGAUGAAAGACAAUGCUGCAGAAUUAGAAAUGCUGUGUUCAACAUCUGAAAUCGUGAAAUAAUACUUUCAGCAAAAAUAUUGACCUGUAGAAGUCACAACAUGUUGAUUUUUCCUUCUGAAUAAAAUUUUUUUGAUUCAAAAUAUAGCAGAACUACUGAAAAUAUCGAAGGAAUUGCCAAUAAAAAAAACACGAUGGUAUGGUAGAUUUGAAUUUUUUUAAAGUACAUAGAAACUUUGAUCUAUUUCGAAAGCAGAUCAAUAUUAAGUUCAGAACAAGACCUAAACCCACACCUACCCAUACACUUUUUAUAAUAUUCAAGAUCUUGAUCUAAUGCGUUCUAGAGUUUUUUUCCAGCAGCAUAAUCAUCUGUCGUCAUCAUUUGACAAUGAUGGUGAUCGUUACGAUCAGCUACCACUCCUGGUGGUAGUUGAUAUACAGCAUCAUUAAUAUCGCCUGUAGGUGUAAAUGGAGGAAAGUUUAACCAAGUCACUUGAGGAUACUUCUCUUUCCAAUAGGUUAGUGUACGGAUAAAAUCGAGACUUUCCGAAUCGUCAUUAUAUAAUUCAUUCUCAGUUGAUUUCAACAAAUCAUCAACAUGCUGUUUGACUUCAAGCAUUUUCAGUUGAUCAGAAGCAAUUUGCUUUUUUAGAGUUGCAUCGUACUUUGCUCGGCGUUCUACUAUUUGUUUUGCUGUUAGCACUCGACAAGUUUUCUGGUUUAUAGAAGGAUCUAGUCCCCUAUAUCGAAGCUAAACAUAGAAUAUAGGCAUAUACUGAAUGUUACUUCAUUUAAUUACUCAAAAGAUGCUUACUAGUUGCUUGACUAAUGCGUUGUAGCCUAUCUCGAAGUCGCUGCUAGAUCCUGCCAAUUUGAAGAAAGGCUUGUAAGCAAUGAUGAAACUGAGCCAUCCUUCAACAACAUAAUCCGAUGAGACACCAGCAGCGAUGAUGAUCUUGUGCUGAUCCGCAGCAUAGCGAGCUUCUUUUUGACAACAGUUGUCAUCAGAAUAGGCAUCACUUAUGCAAAGUAGAAUGACCUCACUACCAUCUAUUUUGUUGGCCAUCACUGUGUCAAAUUUGUUAUGAAUUUUGUCACUCUCGAUUGAAACUUGGAAACCAUCUUUGACGAGAAGUGCAGCAAGUUUAUGGCAGAGAACCUUGUCUUCGGAACAGUAGCUUAUCAUGACAGAGCAUGCCACACGUUGAUCCUUUGCUGAAACAAACGAAGACGCUUUUCUGUUAUUGGACACCUCUGUUGAUUCACUAAUAGAUGGCGCAAUCCGCGCCGAUGUUUUCAUCUGGCAUUGACCCAUUAGUAAAGUGUUUGUCACAAGUUUCGAUUAUGAAAGAAAGCAAGUUCUUACGUUUUGCUUUAUUACGUACGGUUAGAUAAUAUAAAUGUCGUCGAGUAUCUACGUUUUGAAGAAAAAGAGAAUGUUUGAAUCAAUUUUAUAUUCGUCAAUUCUCUGCAUACUAAAAGCAUGCUGCUUCAAAUUUAUGUUUUUUGUUAUUUGUCUUGAAGAUUUGAGGGUAGGCGAAGAUAGAGCUAGAAACCUUUAUUGUUUUAUGUGCAUGCACAUAUCAAUGACACAUCUACAAAUGAAAGCAUCGAUAUUCACCAUGACAAAUGUAAUUAGUUUGCUUUUUUCGUAUCAUGAGAGUUUCGAAUAGUCAUUUUGAAAACAAUUUAAGAUGGCUAUGAGGGAAAUGGUGCCAAAAUACGUGCUUGUAUUCUGGUUGCAAGCUAUAAUUUGAAAAGUUUUUACAAUAUUCAAAGGAACACAAGAUAAUAAAUUUCUGAUCGAAAAUACACUUUUUUCUUCUUUUAAAAUUCUUAAUAUGAAUAAAAUAUCACCUUAUCUUUUGUCUGCAACUAUACAUUGAAAGUCCUCUUUACUCUCACGUCUACAGAUAAUAAAACUAUAUGAAUACAGACAUAUUUAUUGCAUACAGAUAACAGUUCUUCUUUGGGCGAUAUAGUAUUAUAGAAAAUGAUAAAAAUAUACCAACAUCCAUUGAAAAUAAAAGUAAGAGAGUUAUACGACUUAUUUACUUGUGUAAAGAACAAAAAGAAAGAAUAACAAAAGAAAAACAAGUAAUCGUAAUGUCCUUGUACUUUUUCAAAAAAAUUCUGAAAGUAAUCUGCAAGGAAACAUACGUUUUCAGAAGACUUUAAGAUUAUCAAUGAAAGAUGUACGAAUAACAGGCAUUUCUUAAACCCAUAAUGAGGGUGUGAGUGUGGGGUGUGAGUUUGAGAGUGGGUGUGGGUGUGGGUGUGAGGGUGUGAGUUUGAGAGUGAGUGUGGGUGUGGGUGUGAGGGUGUGAGUUUGAGAGUGGGUGUGGGUGUGGGUGUGGGUGGGUUGUGGGGUGUGAGUGGGUGUGGGUGGGUGUGGGUGGGUGUGGGUGGGUGUGGGUAUGGGCGAGGGUGUGAUUAAAGGGCAGAGUAACACCCACACCCACACCCACCCACAUCCACAUCCACACCCACCCACACCCACACCCACACCC
Messenger RNA from Rotaria sordida, 8118 nucleotides. The record is from the annotation of a GenBank genome assembly. NCBI's taxonomy places the organism in Eukaryota, Metazoa, Rotifera, Eurotatoria, Philodinida, Philodinidae.